Messenger RNA from Rangifer tarandus platyrhynchus (Svalbard reindeer), 708 nucleotides. The record is from the annotation of a GenBank genome assembly. Lineage: Eukaryota; Metazoa; Chordata; Mammalia; Artiodactyla; Cervidae.
AUGUUCGGCUCCAGCCGGGGCGGCGUGCGCGGCGGGCAGGACCAGUUCAGCUGGGAGGAUGUGAAGACAGACAAGCAGAGGGAGAACUACCUGGGCAACUCGCUGAUGGCCCCAGUGGGCCGCUGGCAGAAGGGCCGUGACCUCACUUGGUACGCCAAGGGCCGGGCGAACAGCGCUGGACUGAGCCGGGAGCAGGAAUUGGCGGCUGUGAGGCAGGCGGAACAGGAGGCGCUCAUGGCAGCGCUAGGCUACAAGAACGUAAAGAAGCAGCCCACCGGCCUGAGCAAGGAGGACUUUGUCGAAGUUUGUAAGCGGGAAGGUGGUGACCCCGAGAAGGGAGUGGACCGGCUUCUGGGUCUGGGGAGCUCCAGUGGCUCUGUAGGGCGAGUGGCGCUGUCCCGGGAAGACAAAGAGGCCGCUAAGCUGGGGCUUUCGGUAUUCACGCACCACCGCGUGGAGAGCAGUCGGCCAGGGACCUCCUUGGCUUUGGCCAAGAAGAAGCCUCGGUCAGAGGAGAAGGUGGAGCCGGGUCCUGAAAGCCACAGGAAGAGCAGGAAAGAGAAGAAAAAGAAGAGGCACAAGAAAGAGAAGAGGAAGAAAGAAAAGGAGCAUGGGAGAAGGCUGGACUCCUCACUGCCCCCUGCCCCUGUCCAGCGUGACUCUGACUCCUCAACUUGCUGCAAGAAGCGCAGGCAUGACAGCGACUGA